Molecule: messenger RNA, 1979 nt
Organism: Acomys russatus (golden spiny mouse)
Lineage: Eukaryota; Metazoa; Chordata; Mammalia; Rodentia; Muridae
Gene: Bmerb1
Product: bMERB domain containing 1
Exons: 6
Coding region: 202-891 (229 amino acids)
Biological process (GO): negative regulation of microtubule depolymerization
Cellular component (GO): microtubule cytoskeleton
Source: RefSeq, a predicted model, not a curated record
UGUGUUAUACAUCCCUCCCCCAUCCUGGGUACCAGUUGGGCGCUUUCGGGUGCUGGAGGUUGAAGAGAUGGAGCAGCUUCCUCAGCAGCGCCCAGCCCCUUAAGACACUGCUGCCCUGAGCUGCCUUCCUCCCCGCAGCCUUCAGCAGGAAUGGAGUGAAACGGACUCCUCUACUUGGCCCCCCCGCCCCCCGGAUCAGCAAUGGAGUUAAAGCAAUCUCUAUCUGUUCAUCUGGAAGCCGAGAAGCCUCUGAGGCGCUAUGGGGCGGUGGAGGAGACUGCAUGGAAAGCGGAGGGACUGGGAAGCCAGCUGGACAUCAUCUCUAUGGCUGAGACCAGCAUGAUGCCGGAGGAGAUUGAGCUGGAGAUGGCGAAAAUCCAGCGUCUCCGUGAAGUUCUGGUCCGUCGAGAGUCUGAACUCAGGUUCAUGAUGGAUGACAUUCAGCUCUGCAAGGACAUCAUGGACCUAAAGCAGGAGCUGCAGAACUUGGUUGCCAUCCCAGAAAAAGAAAAAACCAAGCUGCAGAAACAGAGGGAGGAUGAGUUAAUCCAGAAGAUCCACAGACUGGUACAGAAGAGAGACUUCCUGGUGGAUGAUGCUGAGGUGGAACGGUUAAGGGAACAGGAAGAAGACAAGGAAAUGGCUGAUUUCCUGAGGAUCAAGUUAAAACCUCUAGACAAAGUAACCAAGUCUUCAGCCACUUUUCUAUUGCUGCAGGCUCCCGGGCAGAGAAGAAGGCAGAGCCCCCACCUAGCAAGCCAACAGUGGCCAAGACAGGGCUGGCACUCAUCAAGGAUUGCUGUGGCGCCACCCAGUGCAGCAUCAUGUAGCCCCUUUGUGGGGUGCCCUGGAGCCGUGGGAACCCUUCCUCCCACCCUCUUGUCCUCAUAGCCCCCAUUUCACAGGGGUCCAAGAGCUUUCCGAGGCAGAAGGCAUUAAAGGCAAGCCCAUGCCUGCUAUUAGGGGCUAUGGGCAUGGCAGGUGGGCCCAGCCACUGCUGUACAGAGUGUAGCAAUAGAGAGCCCCUCACCGUCGCAUGGCCCUCCCCAGAGCAUGCCCAGUCCAGGAGUCUGUCUCAUCAUUUAUCUAGCCACCUAGAAAGUCCCUCCCUUAAAACAGUAUACCUUCACUUUUAUCUAGGUGUAUCUAAUCUACCAUGCGAAUGAACUGGGAAAGGGGCAUAACCCCCAGGUGUGUAUAGCUGUGAGUUUCAAUAAUCUAGCACCACGUUGGACCCAUCCCCCAUCCACCUUCCCAGCUUUGCUGUCAGAAACAAGUCCUGUUCCCUGUUUGUCUUCUCCCAGGGACUGCAGCCUGGAGGGAUUCACACAGCCCACACACCACCUCUUAGGCUCCACUGUAAUCACUUUCCUAGAGACACUGGCCUGUCUAUGAAGGCUGAGCUUGUGUGUGGUAUUAGGUUUACACCUCCUGCUCCCUCCCACCAUGUAUCUGGGCACAGUUCACACCAGGUGCGUAGUAUCUGCCAGGCUCCAGGCUCUUCCUUGAUUUGCCAUGUCCAGCCCACAGUGGAGCAGGGUGGGAAGGUGUGGCCAAGAGCAGAUCCAGUGCUUGGAGCAGGUAGCAGAGAGCUGCAAAUACCAAUGUCAAGGCCAGAAUGGAUGAGAAAAGGACCCAGAAAAGAUGCCAUCCCACAUUCUCUUCACCCACUGAGGGCUGCUUCAAGGAGUACACGUGGAACGUCACCCUGCUGGCCCAGCACACAUCUCUGUAAACAAGAAUUGACAGGCAAGAGAGGAGGCCUGAUCCAACUGUGUCCCAUUGUCUGGUGGCGUAUUUGAACCAGCCCCACAAUUCCUCCUGUGUAACUUGAUGUACAUUUGCCAUGGCCAGCCUGGCACAGCCUGUGUGACCUCUGUGCGUGUAUGUGUGUUAUGACUGGCCUAAGUAGUUAGCACCAGUCAAGAUUUGCUGAUGUGCAAACUAUCCAUCAGAGAAAAUAAAAAGAAAAAAAAAAA